Molecule: messenger RNA, 5487 nt
Organism: Endocarpon pusillum Z07020
Lineage: Eukaryota; Fungi; Ascomycota; Eurotiomycetes; Verrucariales; Verrucariaceae
Exons: 6
Coding region: 1-5487 (1828 amino acids)
Biological process (GO): maturation of 5.8S rRNA from tricistronic rRNA transcript (SSU-rRNA, 5.8S rRNA, LSU-rRNA); maturation of LSU-rRNA from tricistronic rRNA transcript (SSU-rRNA, 5.8S rRNA, LSU-rRNA)
Cellular component (GO): nucleolus
Source: RefSeq, a predicted model, not a curated record
AUGGACGACGUCGUAGAGGCUCGCACCAAGACCAAAAGACGAAGACUCAAUAAAGAUGAUCCAGCCCAUCCAAUACUGUCGGCAAGCGACUUGCAUCACUUGCUAACUACUGAGCAAAGCUCGCAGUCAGACAUGAAGAUUGCUGUGAAACAAUUUGAAGAGUUUCUCAAUGCAAUACGAACAUCCGAACACAAUGAAGACAGAGCCAAAAAGCUACAAAUCCUUAAAAUCUACUCUGAGGAACAGGUCCCGUCAAACCAGCAAGUCAAGAUCUUCCCAGAUAUCUUCUCCAUAUGGUUCUCUGCACUGGAGACCAAUAACGAGUCAAUGCUUUCCUCGUUGCCAUCAGUUCUAGCACUCUACAUCAACACUAUUUCAAGCCACCUUCAAUUUCGAGCCAUUGGGUUGUCUUUGUGCAAAUGUUUUUUGUUGGAAGCCAAAUAUCGACGAUUAAUCGAUCGUGGUCUCACUGCAACGAAAACCAAGGAACAUCUCAUCUCUCCAUGCUUGCGAUUGCUAACAGAAAUUGUUAGCUUUGAUGGCGGCGAAGUUGCCACUUUGCUUCACUCCAAGCAAGACACAACCUUUAGGCGACUAGAAGUAUUCUUGGAUCAGCGUAGUCUGCAUCAUGAUGGAACCGAAGAUGCGCGACAGAAGCCAACGCUUCGACAUAUCGCACAGGGCUAUCUUCUCGCAAAUCUGAAGUUUCAGAGCGCCAGCGCCAAAGCGGAUAUAAUUGCCCAAGGAAAGAUUCUGCGGUCUUGUCUCCAAGGUCUGAGAAAUGACCCAGCAGACAUCAUUUGCGAUACUUUGAACGUCCUGGAGAACGAGAUUGUUAGAUCACCUACUUUGACAAGGGGCAUCAAGAGCCGUCUCUUUAAUAGUUCGAACUUGUCCUCGCUGGCCAAUCUAUACUCCGUCCAAGACGCCGUUAACGAGAAGGCCCCUGGUAGAAGCGUUCGCGAGCAAGUCGACGUCUUGCUUCGACUUGUCUGCACACAGCAAGAACUUGGUAUCCUACUCCCCCAGAACGGGUGGUAUCCUCUAGGGAGCAAUCCUGAUAGGAAUCUGGCGAUCGCAACAGAUCCGGACAAGAUUGAUGUGACUGUCGCUCCGUUUCCCGGUUCUAAUCACAAGGAUAGGUUUGCUGUUAGGAAUGGAGUACUCUCCACCUUCAUCCUGUCUCUGAGACCCGAGCGGGACAAGCUUCAAGCUUCACUACUGCUAGAUAUAUUUCGUGCCGCCCCUGAGCUUGUUGCUGAUUAUUUCUCGAAGAAGAGCAAUUUUAUUGCGGAACCGAAAGACACAUCUGAAUGGCUUGGACAAUCUGCGUUUCUGUUCUCUGUCAUUCAGCUCCCUGUGCCAGCAUAUUGUGGCUCGCAAGAUAUCUAUCCUUCCUCACCACCACCCUCCUCUGUAGUAGUUGAAAGUAUACUCCCAAGACCCCUGGAUCGUACGAACACUACACGAUCUCUGAACCUGAAUCAUGAGGUCAUAACAUUGUUCGCUGUUCGAGCUGUGACGGUAGCUUUUCAGAAGCUGAGAAGAGUUUUACAAAUCUAUCACGCUGCCUCGAUCCAUAUCGCGGCAUGGAAGCAAUCUGCAUCAGACUUGUUGUCGGCUUUCAGUCGGAGAUGUCCGUUGGCCAAGGAUGUCGUAUCUACUUUUCAAAGGACUUCAAAAUCGGACGAACAGUUGCGCGGCUGUAUUAUCGAAUUACUUGCAAAUUACUAUCAAGUCCUACCACAUCUAGUUCUGCUUGAGAAAUUUGACACGUCUAUGAUUUUGAUUGACGCUAUCAAGAGGGUCGCGGAUGAUGUUCAUGACCAGUCUCUAAGGUCUUCUCGAUUCUCUGAGCUAGAGUAUCUCCUCAAGAUAGCUCAGAUGUCGCCGGAUACAAGAUGGUGGCAACAGCCAGACUCUCUACGCUACUCCGCUUUCAUCUCGAUUCUAGAAGCUGUUCUCCAAGCAGACGAUCACUCAAUCCAUGCGAUAUCGUCAAUCAAACAUCUGUUAGGGAGGAUAGCAACAGAGGAUGGUUUGGUUCGUGAUAUGAAAACUUUUGACUCGCUUAUGAUCAGCUUGACUGCAGGUCAAGACUGGAGGGCGAGUCAUAAAACAUUCUUGUUCUUUGACAAUUGCGCCUGUCGUAUCGCACGACAGCCUGUUCACUACGAAGACUUAGCAGCAGAAAUGAAAGGUAGCGGUUCUGCAAUAUGUUUGCUGCCAUUCUGUGUCCUAGAGCAGUGGCCGUUUGUGACUGAAAAUGAGGACUUAGAUGAUCAGAAGAACAUCGCAGAGUGGAUUUCUCGACUGCUCGCCCUUCUCAUACAUGCUGGUGAGGACCGUGAUGUGAUGCAGCAGAUUCACAGUCAGAUACUGGGUUCAGCAAAGGAUAGAGCGCUAAGGAAAAUCCUCACGAAAGCUUACCAAAUGAUGACGAAGGAGAGGGUUGUUGAACUGCAGCCUGAGUUGAUAGGAGAGGCCGCCGAUGUUUCUGAUACCUUAUCGGAUAAUGGAGCUUCUACUGCACGCGUCGCCCCUAUGGUAACCUUCGAGCCCCUACCCAGCAGAUUGGAAUCCAUGGAAGGACUAGAACGCCUGAACCGCGAAGACAUAGAAGAGGUUGUUGCGAACGGUCGACUGGGGCAACUCUGCCGAACUCUUUCUUCGGGUGUCGAGGAGACCCGCAGGCAAGGAUUCAUGACCCUGCAGGGAGUGAUCAAGCAGAUUGAGCUGUCUAGCUAUUCAGAAAAGGGGCCUCUGUUCGUCUUGAUGGGGGAAUUCGCAGAGACAGCUAAAUUAGCUGGAUUGUCAACUCCAUUCGCUUCUAUCUUCACCGAGUUUGCGGCUGAAGCUGUGGAGAUUUUGAGCUUGCCUUCACAUUUUAUGUACGGAAAAAUCAACAAGCUCUUACAAAAGGGACCAGCUUGGAAUCUGUCUAAAUUUGCCACCUACUGGACCGAAAAAAUCCUCUUAUGCGAACCAGAAGAUGAUAAUGGCCACCUUCCCGAGACAACUUGGCUUUUAAAUCUCCUACUCCGCGGUCUGCGCGAUGACCAGGAUAUGGAAGUGUAUCGUAGAAGCAAAAUUUUCGAACGUGUUCUCGCAUUCUGUGGGUCAAAAUCGUGCUCAGAUACACAUCGCAAGCAGACACUAGAGCUUAUCCAUCGCUGCAUAAAGCUGGGCGGUGGGUUGACCCUGAUCACUCGAUUAGGAAUCGAAAACUGUGCGCCCCAAGAGCAGAAGCAAAGAGGCCUCGCUCCAUCUCGUGGACGCUUAGAUGAUCACACAAAUCAGAGUGAGCAGUCACAAAGGAGGCCUAGUCUCAUUGAUAGUCAUCAUAUCACUAAGAGAUCAAGCACAGCUCCUGAGGAUAUCAUUCUAGGCCCACCGAAGACCGCCUUCGCUUCUGCAAAUUCUCGAAAUGCCCCCAGAUCCUCCGGCGCCGACACAUCUGAAGAAAUACCUGCUUCUACCAAACGCUUCUCGUUUCAUGAGCGGCUUCCAAGAGAUCGUGACAUUGUCGAUGGCGAGAAGAAAGAAGGUAAAUAUAAUGGAGCCAAUAACAGACGGCAGGCUAGAGAUGAUCGCGAAGACUGGCAAAGCAGCAGACAGCAACGCCACUACGACCAAGAGGAGGGAGAUCGAGGCUCAAGGAGAAAUGGUGAUAGAGACAGACCCCGAUGGGAAAAACAAUCCAAAGACAAAGACUCUGAGGGAGGGGCUGACACGAAACGUCUGUCUCGAGAUGCUGGACGACGCGAAGGUCGCGGUAGAUUUGAGCAGCCAUGGUUUAGGGGUGAUAAAGUCCAAGAGGGAGCCGAUGAAGCCACGAAAGCCUUGAGCAAACAAAACGAAUGGCGUCGGGAAAAAGGGUCGGGACGGGGGUCAGAGUGGGAUCGGCCUUCAAAAGCAGAGCAAGAUCCGGAAUGGAUGGACGCGACAGGCUCAAACGAGCCUAGGCCAGCUCAUACGCAAGAAGAGUUCCAGCGUUGGAAAGAGGGCAUGAAGGCUGCGGCAGAAGGGCGCGACAAGAUACCUGAAAGGCAGGAGAUGAUACCGCAACCAGAGAUCAAGAAGCCAGAGCCACCACCGAUGCCUGCAUUUCCUGAAAUUGCGGACGUUGAGUCAGGGAUGGACAAGUUCUUUGCCUCCUACGGCGAAAGAAAGACUUCUAGCGAGCAGAAGCCGGCAGAGGUGAAGGCACACAGAAAGCCAAGAUUUGCUGCUUUGUUCAGCCCGCAACCUGAGGAUGGUCUAAAGGAUGCUUCUCUCACGAACUCAGCGGAGAUGACACGAACAUCUAUGAUGCCGACCCCUGAAGUUGCUGCAGCUCCUGUAGAUGCCAACAAAGCGGACCAAGAGCAUUUCCAGAGAGUUUUACAGAUGCUCGCAGGUCGCAGUAGCAACAACACGCCACAGUCAGGCGCUGGUCCGAAGCCUUCGAAGCAUACAGCUAACCCCGAGCGACCUCAGAGAGCUCCAGAAGAACAACAAUCGAUUCUUGCAGAUAUUCUUGAUGAACGAAAUCAAGCAAAGGCGCAAGGAAUCCUCCCCGAAGAUCGAGUAUCUACAGGGAAGAGCGAACUGCUCUCGCCGAAACCUAACGAGACGCAACCGCGUGUUCCAAGGGAGCCAACGCCAAACCGAGAUGCUGAUCUUUUAUUGCGAUUGAUGCAACAAUCUAGGAUUGCACAAGAUUCGGAGCCCUCCCAAGUUCCCAAGCCCGAAGCUUCAAGGUCAACCACAGAGUCAUUGCCAUUACCGGGGAGUAUCUCGCGGCAGCUGCCUGUGGACAGAACAAACAACAAUCCUCCAACCUUCUUCGAUGACCCAGCUAUCUCCCAAAUGCACAGGCCCGAUCAAGCAGCACCACUACCAAGAAGAGAAAGUCAGCAGCGCCGGCCCACCAAUGGUCUCACCCCAGCCUUCUUCGACGAGCCCUUCUUCAACAACCUCCGUCAAGUAAAUCAGCAAGCGAUGGCUAACGCAGACUCCGGUACCACCCAACCGCGUGCUCCGACCCUCCCUCCCGGGAUGCAACGCCCACCCGGCUUCGAGCACAUUCCCGCACCCCUACCAGGUUGGCAGAACCCAGUCGCUCGCGCCAUGAACUCCGCAUACGCUCCCGGUCCUCCGCUCAUGCAGCCACCUCCUCAUCAGCAAUUUCCACCGCAGCAGCGUCAGCGCAAAUACACUGGAGACGGGUUCGGACCGGGAUGGCCGCUUGGCACGGUACCGCCGCCACCGGGUUUCAUGGGUGCUCCUCCGCCGGGUCCUCCUCCUGGCUUCCCGAAUAUGCCCCCGCUUGGUAGCGGUGUUAGGGGCGUGGUGGUAGGACCGGCUGGUCAACCGUUCGGUGAAGGUGGGAAUGGGAUGUUGCCGAGGCAUGUGAUGGAGAUGCUUGCUAGCGGGCAGAGGGGAGAUGGUCGGGAGGGUGGAGGAGGAGGAGGAGGCGGAAUGCCUGGUGCCCACUAUCGAUAG